Messenger RNA from Cryptococcus deneoformans JEC21, 2700 nucleotides. RefSeq lists its product as hypothetical. The record is from RefSeq and is a predicted model, not a curated record. The transcript has 3 exons. Gene Ontology annotation, molecular function: hydrolase activity. Bases 232 to 2472 code for a protein of 746 amino acids. Lineage: Eukaryota; Fungi; Basidiomycota; Tremellomycetes; Tremellales; Cryptococcaceae.
AAAAAGUUCGACACAGCUUUAUUUUCACCAGUCUCCCUGCUAAUUCCUACAUAUCCACGCGCCAACCUAAUAUCUCUGUCCCUGUCCCAAACGCCGACAUUGGGAAUCCCGGCAUCAGUUGCCAGCUUGGUUGACAUCUCGCGCACUUUAUCUUCUGUCGAUCUACGUAGUCGAAGAAAGCUCGGCCUAGAGGUACAGUAUCCUUAAGCAGAGGGUCACACAACCCAAGGCAUGUCAUCCUCUACCCUUCCUCCCGCACAACCUCUUCCUCUCCGUCACCUUCUCGAGACUUACACCACGUCUCACCCCUUACGAACCCCAUCCCCCCUUCCACCAUCAUCUCGAGUCGAUCCAAAACUUCGUCAACGCCUACCACCACCUACAUCUGCAAGCCCCCUUCUUUGGACUCUGCCAACAUGGUGGCUAUUCAUCCGCUUUGUGUUCACGAAAGGCAUACACAUUGCGCUCGCCUUGAUCUCGCAUUUUCUCUUCGGGCCUAAACGACCGAGCUGGGGAUAUCGAAUGACCUUCAUCACGUCGUUCAUGCGAAAUAUAGCAGAUCACUCAAGUCUCGCGGAUAUUGUGCUCAUCAGGAGAUUUAUUUCUCUACACUUUUUGGUGCCUUUGCCGGGAGAUGCGGUUGUUACUCCUAUCACCUUCACCGUCCCCCGAAGAAAAGCAGAGCAGGUUGCAAAGGGCUUUCUGCGAGAUUUGGAUGUUGCAGAGACGGGAAGCCGCCAGCUUUCGGGGGAAUGGGUGGUCGGCACUGAGGUAUGGAAGAGGUUAAGAGCUGAGAAGAGAGCAAGGUCGAAGAAACAACGUACAUCCCUCAGACACAACCUCUCGCCAAACGAAGGGAGUUCAAAACAGACAAAAGUAGAAAUUGAACCUGAAGCUCUAAAGGAAAAGGGGAAAGCAAACGAAAGAGUCAUUUACUAUGUGCAUGGCGGCGCAUACUAUGUGGGUAACGCUGCUACUCACAGACUUAUCACUAUCGGCGUGAGCAAAUCUUGCAAUGCCCGAGUAUUCGCCAUAACAUACCGGCUUGCACCCGAACAUGUCUUUCCCCUCCCUCUUCACGACGUUCUCUUAGGCUAUUUACGACUCUUGUCUCCCCCUCUUUCCAUACCUCCGGAGAAUAUCAUCAUCGCAGGCGACUCUGCAGGUGGAGGCCUCAGUUUGGCGCUGUGCAUGUACCUCCGUGAUGAAGGGUACAAACUCCCAGCAGGUCUAAUAUUGAUGAGCCCAUGGGUAGAUCUAACGAUGAGUUGUGGGAGCUGGGAUGAGAAUGCAGACUCUGACGUAGUGCCUCGUCCCGAGACUGAUGAUCAUCUUAACCCAGUGGGAUGUUAUCUCGGUCCCAAAGGCAUCGCCACCUACCUUACCCACCCUUACGCUUCUCCGCUAUUCGGUGACUUCCACGGCUUACCACCCAUGCUCAUCCAGUCUGGCGACUCUGAAGUGCUCCGAGAUGAAAUCACGCUCAUCGCGCACAAAGCUACUCUUGCGGGAAUCAACGUGACACAUGAGUUAUACGAAGAUAUGGUACAUGUUUUCCAAAUGUUCUCGUUCUUGCCUGCCACGACGACGGCAAUCAACAAUGUCGGUAUAUGGGUGAGGACAACCUUGCCAAAGAUAGAGAGGGAACAGAGGCAAGCAGCAGGUAUGGAUAAGGAUCAGCAAGAAGUUGGAGCACUCGAUGUAGAUGUGACGGAAAGUAUGGAAGAGGAAAUUGGGAAGGGAAAUCGGGUCGUUGCCAAGGAUGGGCAAGAGAUUGAUGUACCAAGUGGAAGGACAGAGGUCAUGUCUGAAGAGAUUGACGCGGCUCAAGAUCUGUCGAGGCAGCAGGCAUUAACAACCGAGACAGGUUUUUCAGGAAGCUCUAUUAUCAACGAGCGACCUACCGUCGACACGGACUCACUUGCCAAAUUGGACUCUGACUCUGACUCUGGCUCCCCGACACCUAGAAACAGUCGACUCCCCUCACCAUCUGUCGUCUUCCCCAGAGAACCCCGUACUCCUCCACGUCAUUUCGACCCAUUCUUGGAUGUACAACCUCAGGAUCAAUCAAAAUCAUCGCAGCCACAUACCCUUCCUCGCCUUCGUCGAGUGCAAACAGCCGUGCCUACUGCCUUUGCCCUCUCUCCACCUCCCAACCCACGUUCAUCAGUGCGCUGUCGACGACCUACAACCACCUCUCUCCUCACUUCCCCCUCUUCCUCCGUAUACGGACAAGAUACAUCAUACCCCACCUCUCCGACUUCAUUAGCCUCUGCGCGAAGACGACUUCGUUCGGGUACACUCUCUUUCCAGCCUCCCCCAACGACAAGAACUAGAAGUAAAAGUCAUUCUGAUAUAUUCAACCUGGUAGAAGGGUACGUUGAGGGGGGAGCUGCGAAUGAGACGACCGUGUAUGCAGCUGGAGGGGAGGUCAGGAGUGUGGGCAUAUUGGGAGAGGAUGAUGAGGAGUAAGUGUGGUCAAAUAUCUGAGGGAUUGGCCAGAGGAGAAGUUGUAGCAUCCAUUAUCAGUUGGAGCCCUGUGCAUUCACUAUGUUGUCAAUUACCAGAGCCAAAGCUUUGCAUUUCUGCACUAUACAUACUGUACAGAUAUAGAAUACCACCGUCUACAGUACUUGUACGGUCAUCGGCCCCGGAGGCCGGAAUGUCUAACGUAAUCUCUUUUCGGGAAUGAUACAGAUG